AUGUCCUCAGACAAAAAGCGCAAACGGUCCUCCACCGUCCUCCCCGACAUCAAGAUCACCACCGCACCCACCACCGACACCCCCCCCAUCGUUGCCACCACCCACGGCAUCACCCUCCCCCCCACCCUCCCUUUCACCCCCUACGCCCGCACCAUCACAAACAGCACCAAAAAGGCGCGCAAGUCCGAGCACCUCCUCCACGGCUCCACCCAGCGAAUCGACUACGAGGGCCGCGAGCUCCCAGAAGACUCCGACUACCACCGCUACUACGUCGGCAUCUUCGACCCCGCCACAAACACUGUUGAGCUGCAUGCCGCGCCCAAACUCCACUUCUCGCGCACAAUCAAGGCGCACGCUGAGCGCGACCGCGAGAUUGACGGGAAGGGCAUUGUGCUGAACAAUGAAGAUUCCCGCGCCGCCCUCGGCCGCCAAUUCGGUACCAAGAAGGCGCAAAAGGCCCUGUUGUCCCGCGAGAUGAACAAGAUCGACAUCAGCGACAUGGACAAGACUGUGACCACCUCCAUCAUCUCACAGGUCGAGGAAAACACCAAAGACAUGCCCACUUCUGCGCAGCUCGGCACGCAACAACUCGACCUACGACCUAUCCCGCCCGCAAACAAGGACGCAACCCGCCCAGAGGACGUCUACAACCUCGACGACAUCAUCCCCAAGGAUGAAUGGGGUGUCCUGUGGGUGCGUGAGUGGGAGAAGAGCACCGGUAGCAGCGAGGAUGUAAAGAGUAGCACAAAGUCGCGCUUCGUGGCUACGCGCGUUGCAAAGCUCCUCGCCGCUGCGGCGGCGACGGGGCGAAGUGGGGGCGCGGCAUUGACGCGCAGCUUGAAGCUGCUGAAGUACAUUGGGUACAUGAUUGAGUUCUACCUAUUCCAGGCGCAGAGUAGGGGGCGGCUGCCGAACAUGACGAAGGCGAAGAAAGCGCUGGGGCUAGAUCAGGUGCUGGUGGAGGGGCUGUAUAGGAGGUUUGCGGAGACGACGACGUCGGGCGAGGGCGGUGAGGCGAGAUGGGCGGUGAGUCCGUCGUUGUCGAAUAAGCUGCUGUACUAUCUGGCGGUGCUGUGCUUGAUGGCGGACUUUUGGGAGGUGGAUUUGUAUGAGCUGAAGAUUGACUUGGGGAUGCAGAUGCGAGAAAUAACGGUGGCAUUCAAAGAAGUUGGGUGCAGCGUCAAGGAGUACUCAAAAACUCAGUACCUCGACAUGAAGAUGACCAAGGCCGAAGCCACACAGCACAAGCGCGCCGUCCUCAAGAUCCCACUCGAGUUCCCCAGUGCGCCGCGGAGACGGGCUGCUGGCGGGUCGAGGAGGUAA
Molecule: messenger RNA, 1323 nt
Organism: Morchella sextelata
Lineage: Eukaryota; Fungi; Ascomycota; Pezizomycetes; Pezizales; Morchellaceae
Exons: 4
Coding region: 1-1323 (440 amino acids)
Biological process (GO): RNA polymerase I preinitiation complex assembly; transcription elongation by RNA polymerase I; nucleolar large rRNA transcription by RNA polymerase I
Cellular component (GO): RNA polymerase I complex
Molecular function (GO): DNA binding
Source: RefSeq, a predicted model, not a curated record